UUUCGCCUCGCCAACGACGCUUCGCUCGCGUCCCUCUCUCCGCCUCCAGCAUGUCAUCCUCGGAUAGCCCAAAAGGGACAGAAAAAAAAGCGGACGCAGACCAUGACGGAGAAAAUGGAGGAUUCUUUGACAAGGUAAAGGAUUUCAUCCAAGACAUUGGUGAAAAGAUUGAAGAAGCAGUUGGCUUUGGAAAGCCUACCGCGGACGUUACUGGAAUCCACAUACCACAGAUAAGUCUUGAGCAGGUAGAGUUAAUUGCGGAUGUCCUAAUUGAAAACCCAAACCCUGUGCCCAUCCCUCUUGUCGACAUCGAGUACCUGAUUGAAAGCGAAGGGAGGAAGCUUGUCUCCGGAACAAUUCCGGACGCUGGAACCAUCCAUGCCCAUGGUUCAGAGACUGUAAAGAUCCCUGUGCUGCUCAUCUUCGACGACAUCAAGAGCACAUACGGGGACAUCAAGUCUGGGAGCAUCAUCCCAUACACUGUUAAAGUUGUUCUCCACGUGGACGUCCCAGUCAUCGGUAGGAUCUCAAUACCUCUCGAGAAAACUGGUGAGAUCCCGGUGCCUUACAGACCAGACGUUGAUAUCAGCAAAAUCAAGUUUGAGCAGUUUUCCUUCGAGGAGGCGACCGCUACUCUACAUCUGAAUCUGGAUAACAAGAAUGACUUCGACUUGGGGCUGAAUUCCAUGGAUUACGAGGUGUGGCUCUCCAAUGUGAGCAUUGCCUCUGCUGAGAUGAAAGAGUCUGCAAACAUCAAGAAGCAGGAAGUAACCACCAUGAACUUGCCAAUCAGCUUCAGGCCUAAGGAUUUUGGGUCUGCUAUGUGGGAUAUGAUAAGGGGAAAGGGCACUGGUUACACCAUAAAGGGGAAUAUUGAUGUGAACACUCCCUUUGGACACAUGAAGAUACCUAUAUGCAAAGAGGGUGGAACUACUCGCCUAAAGAAGGGAGAUGACGAUGAUGAUAACGAUGAGGACUAAAUGCAAAGUCUUUUGUGGAACAGAGUUGAUGCUUUAAAGUUUUGAGAAGAGGCGACCUCUGACUCCUGAGCACCUAGUUUGCUAACCAAGUUCUUAUUUGCUCUGCUUCAUUGUACCUAGUGAAAAAAUAUUGUGAUAUACAUGGUCGUGUAACUUUGUAUUCACCUUGGGCUU
Lolium rigidum is the source of this 1154-nucleotide messenger RNA. Its product is annotated as desiccation-related protein At2g46140-like. Gene Ontology annotation, biological process: response to desiccation. The record is from RefSeq and is a predicted model, not a curated record. NCBI's taxonomy places the organism in Eukaryota, Viridiplantae, Streptophyta, Magnoliopsida, Poales, Poaceae. The transcript has 3 exons. The coding region runs from base 51 to 980 and encodes 309 amino acids. Gene Ontology annotation, cellular component: cytosol.